Peromyscus maniculatus bairdii (prairie deer mouse) is the source of this 3065-nucleotide messenger RNA. RefSeq names its product dishevelled segment polarity protein 2 (gene Dvl2). The record is from RefSeq and is a predicted model, not a curated record. Gene Ontology annotation, molecular function: frizzled binding. Gene Ontology annotation, biological process: canonical Wnt signaling pathway; intracellular signal transduction. Gene Ontology annotation, cellular component: cytosol. NCBI's taxonomy places the organism in Eukaryota, Metazoa, Chordata, Mammalia, Rodentia, Cricetidae.
GGGGCCCUUGGUAGUGUUCGAGACGUUGGUGGUGGAGGUGGCCCUCGGCUGCGGGGUCCAGGGCUGUGGGUCCAGCUCGACGGCCCUAAGCUCUCACCCGGCUGCUCCACGCCGGCCGCCUCGGGCGCGUCUCCCGCACUGGCCCUGCCCUGUCGGCGCCAGCACGUCAGUUUGCGGGUGUGCGCAGGCGCGGCGGGGGCGCUUGGUCCCGUUGGGUGGGCGGCGGAGCCCGGGAGCGCGCGAGCGAGACCAUGGCGGGCAGCGGCGCGGGGGGCGGUGGUGUCGGCGAGACGAAGGUGAUUUACCAUCUGGAUGAGGAAGAGACUCCCUACCUGGUGAAGAUUCCUGUCCCGGCGGAGCGCAUCACCCUCGGCGAUUUCAAGAGCGUUUUGCAGCGGCCCGCCGGCGCUAAGUACUUUUUCAAGUCUAUGGAUCAGGAUUUUGGUGUGGUGAAGGAGGAGAUCUCAGAUGACAAUGCCCGCCUGCCGUGCUUCAAUGGAAGAGUUGUCUCCUGGCUGGUGUCGUCAGAUAACCCCCAGCCUGAGAUGGCUCCCCCAGCCCACGAGUCUCGGACAGAACUGGUCCCUCCACCUCCACCAUUACCGCCCUUGCCACCGGAAAGGACCAGUGGCAUUGGGGACUCAAGGCCUCCGUCCUUCCACCCUAAUGUGUCCAGCAGCCAUGAGAAUCUAGAGCCCGAGACAGAAACCGAGUCUGUUGUAUCACUACGACGAGAGCGACCUCGAAGGAGAGACAGCAGUGAGCAUGGCGCUGGUGGCCACAGGCCCAGUGGUCCCUCAAGGCUGGAGCGCCACCUGGCUGGGUAUGAGAGUUCCUCCACCCUCAUGACCAGUGAGCUGGAGAGUACCAGCCUGGGCGAUUCGGAUGAGGAGGACGCCAUGAGUAGGUUCAGCAGCUCCACCGAGCAGAGCAGCGCCUCCCGCCUCCUCAAGCGCCACCGAAGGCGGAGGAAGCAGCGGCCGCCGCGCAUGGAGAGGACCUCCUCCUUCAGCAGUGUCACCGAUUCCACGAUGUCCCUCAACAUCAUCACGGUCACACUCAACAUGGAGAAGUACAACUUCCUGGGCAUCUCCAUUGUGGGCCAGAGUAACGAGCGGGGUGACGGAGGCAUCUACAUCGGCUCCAUCAUGAAGGGGGGUGCCGUGGCUGCUGACGGACGCAUCGAGCCUGGCGACAUGCUGUUGCAGGUGAACGAUAUGAACUUUGAGAACAUGAGCAACGAUGAUGCUGUACGGGUGCUGAGAGACAUCGUGCACAAGCCAGGCCCCAUCGUGCUGACCGUGGCCAAGUGUUGGGAUCCUUCUCCCCAGGCCUACUUCACCCUCCCCCGAAAUGAGCCCAUCCAGCCAAUCGACCCUGCUGCCUGGGUGUCGCAUUCUGCUGCGCUGACUGGCACCUUCCCCGCGUACCCAGGCUCUUCAUCCAUGAGCACUAUUACAUCCGGCUCCUCCCUGCCUGAUGGUGAGUCUCGAGCCCCUCCCCACCUCCCUUUGAGUGGACCUUUCUUCAGUUCUCGGUUGUCUCCUCUGUCAGGCUGUGAAAGCCGGGGUCUCUCCAUCCACAUGGACAUGGCCUCUGUGACCAAGGCCAUGGCAGCCCCGGAGUCUGGGCUAGAAGUCCGGGACCGCAUGUGGCUGAAGAUCACCAUCCCAAAUGCCUUUCUAGGCUCCGACGUGGUAGACUGGCUGUACCAUCACGUAGAAGGUUUUCCCGAGCGCCGGGAGGCCCGCAAGUACGCCAGCGGGCUGUUGAAGGCAGGACUCAUCCGCCACACUGUCAACAAGAUUACCUUUUCUGAGCAGUGCUAUUACGUCUUCGGGGACCUCAGUGGUGGCUGUGAAAGUUACCUGGUCAGCCUGUCCCUGAACGACAACGACGGCUCCAGCGGGGCCUCCGACCAGGACACCCUGGCCCCCCUCCCCGGGGCCGCCCCCUGGCCCCUGCUGCCCGCCUUCUCCUACCAGUACCCAGCCCCACACCCCUACAGCCCACAGCCGCCGCCCUACCACGAGCUUUCAUCGUACACUUACGGUGGAGGCAGUGCCAGCAGCCAGCACAGUGAAGGGAGCCGGAGCAGUGGGUCCACAAGAAGUGAUGGGGGGGCCGGGCGCACAGGGAGGCCUGAGGAACGGGCCCCUGAGUCCAAGUCUGGCAGUGGCAGUGAGUCCGAGCUUUCCAGCCGAGGAGGCAGCCUUCGGCGGGGUGGGGAACCUGGUGGGACUGGUGAUGGGGGCCCCCCUCCGUCCAGGGGCUCGACAGGCGGUACUCCUAAUCUCCGAGCUCUCCCAGGGCUCCAUCCCUAUGGCCCGCCCCCAGGCAUGGCUCUCCCCUAUAACCCCAUGAUGGUAGUCAUGAUGCCUCCCCCCCCACCCCCUGUCUCCGCUGCAGUGCAGCCCCCUGGUGCUCCUCCAGUCAGAGACCUGGGCUCUGUGCCCCCAGAGCUGACGGCUAGCCGUCAGAGCUUCCACAUGGCCAUGGGCAACCCCAGUGAAUUUUUUGUAGAUGUUAUGUAGGGCCCACCUUGAGGCCACAUUGGUCCGUGCCCUGGGCCUGUCAAGUUUCAGCUCGGUGCUCCUCAUAGUGCCGGGGUCAUCCUGGUGCUCGGUACCCACCACACGGUUGUCGCCACUGUGAGUCUCUCCAGCAGUGCCUGGUCCCCCCUUCCUCCGGGGUAGUCGGGGACCUUUGGUUAUUUUUAGCUUUAUUUUUUAUAAGCCUUUUUGGGGAUUAAAAUAGACUUUCUUAUAUUUUGGGGAGUAUUUUUGUAAUAGACUUUUUCUCUUUUAUAUGAAGAAUCCCUUCAUAUAAAAUAUCCUGGGUCCCUUCUAACCCCAGAAUAUGACCACCACCUCCAAUUGCCUAGUUAGUUGUCACUUGGAGGGGGGUGGUGGUUACUGGUACCCUGGGAAGAGGAGGGGGGCACUGGGUACCCUAGACAGCAGUCCACGGAAGCUGGUGUGUACUUGGGGACUGUGUAGCCGCCUUUGUUCCUCUAUUUAUUUUAGUCACUUGUAUAAAACACUAAAUAAAGCAAUAGAGGCCAA